Messenger RNA from Heterostelium album PN500, 2199 nucleotides. Its product is annotated as serine/threonine kinase. The record is from RefSeq and is a predicted model, not a curated record. The coding region runs from base 1 to 2199 and encodes 732 amino acids. The transcript has 7 exons. Gene Ontology annotation, molecular function: ATP binding; protein kinase activity. NCBI's taxonomy places the organism in Eukaryota, Evosea, Eumycetozoa, Acytosteliales, Acytosteliaceae. Gene Ontology annotation, biological process: protein phosphorylation.
AUGUUCCCAAAUGUUGGUGGUGGUAAUGGAGGUGGUCGUAAUGAAAACGAGAGAAUUGACUGUCUAGCAACGUAUGAAUAUGUUAAAACACCACCAAAAAAUCAAUCAAAACAAAACAAAACUCAAUUCAAUUCAAAAACCAUCAAUCAAUCAUCAAACACAAACCAACUUUUGUUGUACUAUAUCGACUUGGAAUUAGAAUACAAAUUUUUAUGGUUGGACAUUGAUCCAAUACCAAUACCAAAACCAACAUCAACAUCAUCAAUCAUAACGAAAACAUCAUCAAUAUCAACAUCAUCAUCAUCAUCAUACUACAUUGGACCUCAACAGAACAAUACUGAAGGUUUACCAGAUGGUUCUAAUGCUUUUAGAAUUAAUAUAGAUGAUUUGGAAUUUGGACCUGAAAUUGGAAAAGGUGCAUAUGGAAAAAUUUUUAAAGGAGAAUAUUUUGGUACACCAGUUGGAAUUAAAGAAAUAACAUUAUCACCAAACAAUUCACAAUAUAAAGAUUUAGUUAAAUUCAUUCAGAGAGAGGUGGCAAUGCUGAGAUUCUCUCAUCCAAAUCUUGUACAAUUUAUUGGUGUCGCAGAGAGAGGUCAGAAUUUAUAUAUUGUAACAGAGUUUGUUUCCGGUGGCGAUUUAGCAUACUAUUUAUUUAAGAAUAAGAAUGACGAUACCGAUACCUUUAUGAGUAAGAAGGUGAAUAUCGGUAGUAGUAGCACACCCGACUUGGACACCUCCAGCGAGCGACUGAUAGCUAUGAGUUGGCCGUUGCGCAUCAAGAUUGCCUACGACGUUGCCUGUGCCAUGGCGUAUCUGCAUUCGCGUCAUGUCAUCCAUCGUGACUUGAAAUCGACAAACCUGCUGGUCUGUGAGAGUUGGAAGAUCAAGGUGUGCGACUUUGGAUUCGCGCGAACCUCCUACACCGGACUGAGUGGUCGCGCCAAGCGAACCAUGACCAUUUGCGGUACCAACAACUGGAUGGCACCGGAAGUAAUCUUGGGCGAGGAAUAUAAUGAGACAUGCGAUGUAUUCUCCUAUGGCAUUGUGUUGUCUGAGAUCAUCACCCGUUUGGAAACCACCAGUUUGUUGCGUCCAUGCUCUCUCAAAUACGGAUUGGAUGUCGACGUGCUGUUGCCACUCGUUCCCAAAGAUUGUCCACCACCUUUUCUCAAGCUUGCACUGGAUUGCACAGAAUACGAUCCAGACAAUCGUCCCACUUUCAAAGAGAUUACUGAGCGUCUCAAGUCGCUGACUAGACGUCUCGUUGUUUCAUCUAUUCUCCCACCACUCCGAGUGCUCGCUCCAUCGCCCAUCACAUCGCCACUGACGUCGCCACAAGUAAGUCGUCGCAUUCCACGUCACGAAGAAACUCCAUCGCCACUAUCGAUCUGCGAUGACAGUGAUAUUGAAUCCGACGAUGAAACAGAAGAUAGUUUAGAUGAAUAUAAUAGUAAUAAUAGUAAUAAUAUAAAUAGAAAUAGAAAUUCAAAAAAUAACAGUAGUAGUAAUAAUAGCAAUAACCGAAAGAUGGGAUACAUUAUUAAACAUACACACACAGCGGAUCUCGAAGUUUCGGCAAUCACUCCGAUCUCUUGCAGUCCAAACAACAGAUUAUCUCCAAUUCCUUUUUCACCUCCAUCGUCGGCCACCACCUCCAAGUCACCGUCACCAUCCGAGCUGUCACCCUCACUUCUCAACCUCAAUGCUCUUUCCUCGACCUCCACCGUUAGCUGUGGUCCGAAAUCACCGAAACCUCACUCGCCACUGCGACACAGCACUCUGCCAUCAGACUUUUUACCGAUUCCAGCAAAGUCGUUGGAUGGUAUCAGCAACAACUGCUCGCAGCAGCAGCAACAACAAGAUAAACAACAGAUAUCACCUCGUACUCACCAACCAAUAUCACCUCGUGUCCAUCCUACAUCUCCUCGAAUACAUCAUCAUCAUCAUCACCACCACCAUCAUCACCAUAUAAAAACAUUUGUAAACGAAGACGACGACGAUGAAGACGAUGACGAUGAAGACGAUGACGUUGCCAAAGAAAUACAACAACUCUCUAAUAAUUUACAUCAUCAUAUAUGGACACCAGUAUCUAUAUCACCAAACAACUUGACAUCAGUGUCACCGAAUCACAAACUUAUAACUCCAACUGUACAUUUAACAAGUAAUAAUAAUUUGACAAGAGCAGUUCAUAGCUAA